Molecule: messenger RNA, 3950 nt
Organism: Cynoglossus semilaevis (tongue sole)
Lineage: Eukaryota; Metazoa; Chordata; Actinopteri; Pleuronectiformes; Cynoglossidae
Gene: ell2
Product: elongation factor for RNA polymerase II 2
Exons: 13
Coding region: 199-2244 (681 amino acids)
Biological process (GO): snRNA transcription by RNA polymerase II; transcription elongation by RNA polymerase II; positive regulation of transcription elongation by RNA polymerase II
Cellular component (GO): transcription elongation factor complex
Molecular function (GO): cis-regulatory region sequence-specific DNA binding
Source: RefSeq, a predicted model, not a curated record
UUAAUGAAAAGAAACAAGGAAGGAGAAAAAGAAGGAAAGAAGGAAGGAAGGAAGCAACAAACAAACGAACGAACGAAGAAAGGCCACAGAUACUAUGAAAAACACUUAAUCUCAAGAGAACAAGACCCAACCAAGUCCGGUCACAGCAGAAGUCCCUCCCCGGCUCUAGGAUCAGCCAGUGUGGACUGCUGUUGCUAAAUGUUGCCGGCUCACAGGGGCGAUGGUGGAGGGCUGGUAAAGAUGGCGGCGCUCUGUGAGGAUGGGAGAUAUGGCUUAAAGUAUGGGCAGCAGAGCGAUGACAGAGUCACCGUGUUGCACGUCAAACUGACCGAGACGGCGCUGAAAGCCAUAGAGAGCUACCAGAAUGGUCGGAAUGUACCAUCCUUGCAGCCGGCAAUACAAUUUAAUGGACUUCAAGGGCGCAUCAAAAUUCCAAAGACCAAUUCUUCCUCUGAUGCCUUUAACAAUUUUGAUUUCUACCUGUCUAAUGUGGGCAAGGACAACCCUCAGGGAAGCUUUGAGUGCAUCCAGCAGCAUGUAUCAAGUUCAGGGGCUUCGAAUUUGGCAUUGUUGGCAACCGUACAGGGCAAGGUCACAGUGUGCGCCACCAAUGACUCAUAUCAGGUGACCCGAGAACGAAUGACCCAGGCUGUGGAAGACACACGUGAACGUGGGACCAAAGUCAUCAAACCUGGGGGUCAAUACAGAGGAAAACAAGUCCAUAUCCGUAAGCCGGCUUUAUCAACCCCUGAGGUGGUCCCAGAGCGCAAACGUUCCACCCCAAUUAACCCUGCCAACACCAUUCGUAAGUGCUUUACCAACAACCCAGUCUCCCAGAGAUCGUUCCGCGACCGCAUCAUCCACCUGCUGGCACUGCGUACCUACAAGAAGCUUGAAGUGCUUGCCCGUUUACAGAGGGAUGGUAUCAACCUGAAGGAUAGGAACUCAUUAGGGAGCACCCUGCAGCAGGUAGCAAACCUGAACCCAAAAGACAACACAUACUCACUGAAGGACUUCAUUUUCCGUGAUGUCCAGCGAGACUGGCCCGGCUACUCUGAUGAAGACAAGACCCAGGUUCACCGGAUCCUUGCUCGCAAAUUAGGUCUUCCAACUGAAACCCUCUCAUCAAACAGCCCUCCCAAAGAGGGUCUCCCCACUUCACCCUUGAAGCAACAGCUUGACUUUGACUUUAUUGAUCCUCUGGCACCGAAGAAAGCCCGUAUUUCACAUCUCAGCAAUCGAGGAUCUGCUGCAUCUUCAUCCUCCUUUUCUGAUCGCCGUGAGGAUGAGAGCACCCCGAGCUCUCAGAGCUCAUCCUUACCUUCCAACGCCACCUCCAGCGCUCCGAUGCAUCUUCCUGUUUCAUCCCACCCUCCAGCACCCUCACAUCAGCAGCCCAGCCCUGCCUCUAACUCCAACUCUCCCAGCACCCCUGAGGGCUGUGGCACCCAGGAUCUGCCCACAGAUCAGAGCUCUUCCUACAGGGAUCCUUCACCUAGUCCCUUUUCAACCGAUGGGACGUUGCAGGAUUGUUUUGGUCAACCCAUUCCUCAACCAGCCUCCUUCCCCACCCUUCCUCCGGCUCGAACCUCACUAACGGUGACGUCCACUGUCGUCAGUAGCCCUCCCUUGUCCAGUGGUACAAACAAAAAGGUCAAAAAGAAAUCCAAGAAACACAAAGACAAAGAUCGAGAAAAAGACAAAGUAAAACAGACAGAAAGAGCCAAUACUUCUUCUCCCAGUCCUGUGGAGCUUCGCGAGGAGAGUCGUAAAGCCAAAAAGAGACCUGCUGCUGAAAUGAACAGAGAUGAAAUCCAAACAAAUCCCGACCAAGAAGAGUCCUCAGACAAAGAGAAACCAGUCCAGUCCACUGAAUAUUCCUCCACACUUGCAAUACCUGACUACAAAGUGAAAUACACAUCGUUGGCGUCCAUGGACCAGCGGCAGAGCUACAAGGAUGAUUUCAAUGCAGAGUAUGAUGAGUAUCGUCAGCUGCACGCACGUGUAGAAAGUAUUACCCGCCGCUUCACUCAGCUGGAUGCCGAGUGCCAGAAGUUUCCACCUGGCACCAAAGAGUACCAGAAAACACAGGAGGAAGUGUUGAAAGAGUACAAGAAGAUGAAACGAAACAGCCCAAACUACCAUGCUGAGAAACAGCGUUGUGAAUAUCUGCACAACAAGCUGGCCCACAUCAAGAGGCUAAUAGCUGAUUUCGACCAGCGCAGAGCUCAGUCCUGGUUCUGAGAGCCAGGCAUGUGACAUCUUCACUAAUCAGUAUUUGAAGAUAGUGUUGGCCCAGGUGGGGUGGUCCAGUGUGUCUAACCUAGUCUAGAUCUUGAAGACUCUUCAGUUACUGCCUCCACCACACACCUCUCUGCUCCUCCUCCUCCGCUUUCUCUUCUGUCCUUCACCUGUUUCAUUCCUUUCUUCUGUCAAACUUUGAUUUCACAAGUUUUAAGGUGGCUUGCAACCAUGAAAAUCUUACAUUUUAGUUUUGGGCCCAUGUUUGGCUUAUCUUAAUGAAUCCUGAUUAAUAUAUUGCCACUGGACCAUUGGAAAGAGCUGUCUGCAUGUGUGACCGGGGUAGAGGGAGUUAAACAAAUCUUUGACUCUUCUACUUUUUGAGGAUUGUAAAAAAAAAAAAUACAAAAAAAACCAAAAAGAUCAAAAAAUAUUUUUGAGCAUCAGAGAAAGUAUGUAUUUGUAUUUGAGGAAAAAAGGCAGAGAAAGAGAGGGAUAUCUAUUUAUUUUUGGAUUCAAACUGCAAAAGGAGUCCACAGAUGAUUUUUAUGUUUAUCUUUUCUUGAAAACAAUGCAAAAGUAAUUAACCACAAUCUUUUGUUUUGACUUUUUUGAAGCCAUUUUGCACGAAGAUUCAUCAUGAUCUCUCAUUUGGCAAAGAUAUCUGAAUCACUUCCUGUUUCUAUAAGCAACUAAUGGAGAAGGCUGGCUGUACACAUGAAGUGUCCUUAAAACAACACACAGCUGUUUCAGAUGUUUAGUGGUUGCACGAUGGCAUCAUCUCUCUCUGUUACAUUUAUUCAAAAAUCCAUUUGGAAGGGCUUGGUGUCCUCUUAAACACUACGGCUGGACCUUUGACAAUCAACUGUGAAGAAAACAUUUGUCCCAUCACCUUGUUGUUCAGUCUCAUAACUAAAGUUGUCUUAAUCAGCUUUCUGAUAAUUAAGCUGCACAAGCAAAAUGAAACAUAACCAUUCGAGCUCCAAAAGUAACCAGGACAGCAGUCGCAUUUUUAAAGAACUUCGUGGGGUUCCAUUCACUUAACUCUAUGGCUUCAGAACAGCGAGUGUUACACAGUUACAAAAACGUCAUAAAGACACUGAGCCCAUCCACAAGACGUGUGGGUGGGCUCUAAUGUCAGUCAUAUUUCCUCUCAGGAUUCUAUGCAAAGUACAUGUGGAUACAGUGUGUGGUCCACUUUUGACCGGUGUAGUCCAAGUAAACCACAAGGCCUGUGGGCUGUAGUCCAUUUAUUUCCCACACACAGUUGUCUUACCUAGCUGUUUUUGUCUUGGGAAAGUUUAUUGUACACCCGCCUUACAGAAUGGCAUUACAAUCAUGCAGCAGAUAAUGCAUUAAAGGCACAGUGAUUUUUUUUUUAGUAAACACAGGUGUUACCAAUUCACCUGUGCAUCCAAGUUGUUACUUCUUACAAGAACAGGUUGGGUGAUGUCAUCGAUCUGUAGUUCCCUGAUUAUUUAUUCAGGUCUGUGGACAUGAAAUCACAGCCGUUGUUGUUUACCAUUUGUAAAUAUUACUGAGUUUAAGGAGAUAAGGAGAAGCUACCUUCAAAGGACACGUCCAUGUCCAUGUGACUUACUUAUAUAAACAGCUGAAAAAGCUGACAUACAGAUCAUGGAUCUAGUGCCACUAUACAAAAUCUACUACACUGUCUAAUAACAACAUUACACUGAGAGGAAAAAAAAAAA